Messenger RNA from Colletotrichum chrysophilum, 825 nucleotides. RefSeq lists its product as uncharacterized. Lineage: Eukaryota; Fungi; Ascomycota; Sordariomycetes; Glomerellales; Glomerellaceae. The record is from RefSeq and is a predicted model, not a curated record. The coding region runs from base 1 to 825 and encodes 274 amino acids. The transcript has 2 exons. Gene Ontology annotation, biological process: chromatin remodeling. Gene Ontology annotation, cellular component: Ino80 complex.
AUGUCAUCCACAAUAGGUGUCCGACGCAAGUCGACCGGAGGCAAGGGCGGCCUCAUCAUCACCCUUACGGUCAGCGCCGAGAGAUUGAAGGAAAUCCUUGAGCCCACACCCGCCAAGGAGGAGUCCCCCGUCAAGAUGGACGUCGACGAGACCAGCGAGUCAAAGGAGAACCAAGAAUCACAGGACUCUCCUGCCACCUCCGCGACCCUGGCUGCUCCCGCUGCCACGAACGGCGAGAAUGCCUCCGACUCAAACCCUGCGACCCCUGCUGCAGGUGGAACACCAGCUCCCACAUCCAUGGGACCUCCUCUCGAAGGCAAGAAAAAGGGCACCAAACGCGGUGCCGGUGCUGCCAACGGUCUUGGACCGGACGGCUUGCCCAAGGUUCGUGGCAAGCCUGGACCUAAGAAGAAAGCCAGACUGGAGGACGGUACGAUCGAUCCGAAUGCCCGGUCUGGAGCCGCAGGACAUAAGCUCGGCCCCAAGGCGAACCAGGGAGCUAUCAACGCUGGACUACGUGCUCUUGACCGGUCGGGCAAGCCGUGUCGCAAAUGGGCAAAGGGUGGCUUCGUCCUCAAGAGCUUCACUGGCAUCGUCUGGGAGGUUCCCCGUUGGACCGCGCCUCCUAAGCUGUUGCUCGAGUCCACUGCCGAGGGAUCGGCUGCUGCCUCAGCAGAUAGCAGCGCCAAGGAAAACAAGGAGAACGAGCAAGUAAAGAGCGACGCCAACAGCGCUGUCAACAGCGGCGUCGAAGCCGAAGUACGGAGUGCGCCCGGCAGUGUUCCCGCCAGCUCCCCCGCGCCGAUGGCUAUAUCUGCCGCGUGA